Messenger RNA from Penicillium riverlandense, 927 nucleotides. RefSeq names its product SDR family oxidoreductase. Gene Ontology annotation, molecular function: acylglycerone-phosphate reductase (NADP+) activity; triacylglycerol lipase activity. The transcript is spliced from 3 exons. The record is from RefSeq and is a predicted model, not a curated record. NCBI's taxonomy places the organism in Eukaryota, Fungi, Ascomycota, Eurotiomycetes, Eurotiales, Aspergillaceae. Gene Ontology annotation, cellular component: lipid droplet; endoplasmic reticulum. Gene Ontology annotation, biological process: triglyceride catabolic process; phosphatidic acid biosynthetic process. The coding region runs from base 1 to 927 and encodes 308 amino acids.
AUGCCUUCAGCAUCAAAACGCUCAAUUCUUAUCACAGGGUGCUCCUCUGGUGGAGUUGGCCAUGAUCUUGCCCUUGAAUUUGCCGCUCGCGGUUUGCGCGUCUUCGCAACUGCUCGAUCCACUAAAUCGCUCUCUAGUCUAGAUGAGAAAGGCAUUGAGACGUUUGAACUCGACGUCAUGAAUGAGGAGAGCAUUAGGGCACUGAAGGACGAGAUUGUGAAGCGAACUAGUGGAAAAUUGGACAUAUUAUUCAACAAUGCUGGCACAAUGUAUGAAGCCCCAGCAAUCGAAGCCGACCCUGCUCGCAUCCGUAGCAUGUUUGAUACAAACGUCUUCGGCUUGUUUGAUAUGGUUUCGGCAUUUACUCCUCUUCUAUUAGCCUCUACUUCCCCAAAAAACACGCCACCUGUGAUUAUCAACACCUCGUCGGUGCUAGCUCGUCUCCCUUAUGCGUUUUCUGCUGCGUACAAUGCCUCGAAAGCAGCCGUGGCUUCUUACAGUGAUACUCUUCGGAUCGAACUUGAACCACUCGGCAUUAAAGUUGUCACAUUAUUCAUGGGCGAAGUCGCAACGAAGCUCAUGUCUCCCGAUAAUAUCUAUUUCAGCUCUGGGAGCAUCUACACAGAUGUUUUGGAACGGACCAAGGAGAGAAGUCGAAACCAUGCUAAGAACAGCAUGUUGCCAGAGGAGUUUGCUAGACAAGUUGUCGAACAAAUACUUGUUAGGUCCCCCCGGCAUGGAAAUGGUGAAUAUGUGUGGAAAGGCACAAAUGCUUGGGUGGUUUGGUUCCUGAAUGCCGUGGGCUGGAGAAAGAUAUUUGACGGCCUAGUCAAAAAGAUGGUCGGCCUUGACGACAAGCAAGUCCAAAAGGCCAUUUUGCAGAAGGGCCAAGCGUCUAUGAGCAAAGGACGGAUGUACAAUAACUAG